Messenger RNA from Candidozyma duobushaemuli, 825 nucleotides. It is a transcript of the gene RPP1, whose product is annotated as RNA-binding RNA processing protein. The transcript has a single exon. Gene Ontology annotation, biological process: tRNA processing. Bases 1 to 825 code for a protein of 274 amino acids. Gene Ontology annotation, molecular function: RNA binding. Gene Ontology annotation, cellular component: nucleolar ribonuclease P complex. Lineage: Eukaryota; Fungi; Ascomycota; Pichiomycetes; Serinales; Metschnikowiaceae. The record is from RefSeq and is a predicted model, not a curated record.
AUGUUGUAUUCGCUAGGGUACCGCUACAUCGCUGUGAACUUUGUGGUUCCAGAAAACACCAAGCUUCCGUUCAACACCCCAGACAAGCUUAAUCCAAUUCCCAUCGAGACACUUCGAAAAAGAACACAAAAGUAUGAAGGUCUUCGACUUUUCUCAAGAAUCACUUUGGUGAUAACAGACCCCGCAAAGUGUCAGAGCAUCCUGAAGCUCCAUGCCUCUAAUGCUUUUGACCUCAUCGCCGUGCAGCCUACGACAGAAAAAGCUCUUCAGCUUACCACUGCCAACCUCGAUAUAGACAUUGUGUCGUUGCCGAUGGGCACACGAUUGCCGUUUUUCAUCAAACACAAAACCGUGGGCCAGGCUUUGGAAAAGGGCAUGAAGUUUGAGAUCUGCUACCUGGGCCUAAUAUCUGGACCUGCUCAGUACGAGCUGUCGAUGGUGCUUGGAACCACUGGCCACUUAAGCCGCAAAAACUUCAUAUCCAAUUGUCUACAGCUUAUCAGGGCCAGCAGAAAUAGAGGGCUCUUGUUUUCAAGUGGUGCUCUGGAACCAUUGCAUGCGAGAAACCACAGCGACAUCUUGGCGUUGAUGGAGGCUCUAGGGUUGAAGGUGUCAAGUGGCAAAGAGGGUUUCGUGAAGAACCCAGAGUUGGCAUUGAUGGCAGGAAGACUCAGAAUCAAGUCCAACAAGCAGACUGUGAUGUUGGGGAACCAGGGCGGUAGAGGCGCUGCUGCUAUUAUUGACGAGAUUAUUCCCAAAACCGUGGACUCUACGAAAAGGGAGAAUGACGAUGAUACCGCUCCUGCCAAGCGCAGAAAGCAGUGA